UUUGCUCCUCUCUCGCAGUGGCGUGAGCCAUAUAUGCAAAGAAGAAGAAGAAGAAAUUAAUUAUGAAACUGUGAGAGAAUAAACAUAUUCGUGGAAAAAGAAAGAAUAGAAUGCUUGCUAUAUGAAUAAAUGCAUAAAAAUCUGUCAAAACGUCAAUUCAAAUUCAUGUUGGAAAGAUAAUACAGAGUGAUAUUAUCGAUCAAAUAUCAAGCAGAAUAUACGUGUAGUAUCCAAGUUUUAGUUCAGGUUAUAAACAAACUGUUGCAGGUUUGACUAAAUGCGCAUUUUAAAUAUUUUAAUGAAAUAACAAUAAUCUAGAUUGUUCCUAAUAUAUAAUUCAGAGAUAUGGAUAUUUCAAGCAGAAAAGAAGUGAAGCAACAAAGUCAAGAUUUCACUUCUGCUGAUCGUUUGGGAUCUGAUCAAUUCGAUUUGGUUUACGGUAGAAAAUUGAAAUCUCCGGUACUUGGUCAUCAUUAUCAACUUCCUGAUUUACCGACAAAUUAUUUGCCACCCACAAUUCUGGAUACGUCUCUAUUGCACAUUCCCGUUUACGCGCAUUUGAAAGUUUACGAUUUAGAGCCCGUGCGUCUGCCAGAGAUGCCGUCAAUUUUGUCCUCGUUAUGCAACGACGUUAUGCAAUCUUCAGAAAAUACCGUACGCAGCAAAUCCUCGAAAGUGUCGACUGCACGAAUGAGCGAAGAAGAUAAAAUAUCCGCCUCGCACAGUGUUCACGGUGGUGCAAAAUCUGCGCAUAAAAAAUGACACAAUCUUAAAAAAAUACAUGUAUACAAACAAACUCUUAAACUUCCUUUAUAUUUUUGCACUCACCUUUAACGGCAUCGC
Pseudomyrmex gracilis is the source of this 843-nucleotide messenger RNA. Its product is annotated as WD repeat-containing protein on Y chromosome. Lineage: Eukaryota; Metazoa; Arthropoda; Insecta; Hymenoptera; Formicidae. The transcript has 4 exons. Bases 346 to 762 code for a protein of 138 amino acids. The record is from RefSeq and is a predicted model, not a curated record.